AUGCCCUUCCAGCCCAGGCCGCCGCCCGCCCCAAGCUCGGGGGGUGCCGCCGCGCGAUCGCCUCCUCGGAGGCCCUGCGCGCCGCCCGUGGCUGCGGCGGAGAAGAAGAGGAAGCCCCCGGAGCGGCCCGCGGCGCCCCUCUCCAGCUCCUGGCCCUCGGCCACGCUCAAGAGGCCGCCGGGCCGACGCGGCCUCGUCCCCGGCCCGAGCAGGACGCAGCCGCCGGCCCCUCCGCGCUCCCCGCGCCAGGCCUCGCCGGUCCGCGCGGGGGCCCGGGCCACGUGCGCCACGCCCCGGCCGGCUGCUAGCGGCCAGAACUCGGCGGGGCCAGAACUCGGCACAGGUCCCGAGUCCGACGACGCGCUGCGCUUCUCGCUGAACCUCACGCCCGAGGCCAUCCUGGUCAUCCAGAGGCGCCACCUGGAGAAGCAGCUGCUGGCGCGGCCGCGCAGGCCCUUCCCCUCGCCCUCGGCCCCGGGAGCCCGCGCCAAGGCCGCCGGCCCGCGGAAGGGUGGCCCCACCACCAGCGGCUCCGACGCGCCCCCGGCGGCGGGCCCGGCUUACCGCCCUGCGCAGCGCACCCCACGGCCGUCCGGCAGCCCACGGCCCGCCGACCUGCGCCAGAUGCUCAAGGUGUCCCUGCUCAACGAGCGGCACCGGUACGACGACGUGGACUACGAGGAGGAGCCCGCGGCCCCCGAUGAAGGCGUGAUGCGCAAGUGCACCGAGUGGCUGCGCGGGGUGGAGUCGGCGGUCGCUGGCCGGCAGCGCGCAGGGCGCCUGGGCAGCCUCCCGCACAUGAGCACACUGUGA
Molecule: messenger RNA, 813 nt
Organism: Ochotona curzoniae (black-lipped pika)
Lineage: Eukaryota; Metazoa; Chordata; Mammalia; Lagomorpha; Ochotonidae
Gene: PRR18
Product: proline rich 18
Exons: 1
Coding region: 1-813 (270 amino acids)
Source: RefSeq, a predicted model, not a curated record